AUGCCCAAGCGAAAAGCGACCUCCAAACUCUCCGGUCUCAUUGGUUCCGACGAUGAAGAUUUGAUGCAGGUCAAUGGCGUGCAGGAACGCGACAGCGAACCUCCUGCAAAGAAACAGAGAGGUCGCCCCCGGUCAAAGUCGGUUGAAGGGAAACAGCCUGCAGCCCAGAACAAAAGAAAUACUACUGCGCCCACGACGGGAGAGCCUGCGACGAGAAAGUCGACGCGCCGAGGGAGACCCAAGGGGAGCCGCAACUCGGGACAGUCGGACGUGCAGGAGAUUGUCGAAGAAACACAAGAUAUGGGAGGAUACGUGCAGGAGGAUGCGCCCCAGGAUUCGGAACCAGCGCCCAUUUCCAACGAUGAGCUAGACGGUCCCCAGAAUGUUCGCCGACCCGUGAAACCUACAAAAACAACGAAAGCGACAGGCGCGCGUCGCGGGCGCAAACCCAGCAUCGAGAAACAAGUCAAAACGGAUGGUGAAUUUGAAUAUACGCCGACGAGUGCUCGGCAAGCGAAAGCCGCGGUGAACGCGAAGGCGAAGCCCGAGCCCAAGGGGCCGCGACGGAGAGCUGAGACCGAGUCCGAUCAUGAUAUGUCAGAAGCCGAGGAGCCAGCAGCGGAAGUCGUCGAUGAGACUAUGAUGGAUGAAGAUGUGAACGAGCGCCGAAUCUCCUUCGCAUCCCCAACCAAGCGCAAUUAUUCAAUUGGACGGACGUUGCAAAGCUCCCCGUCGAAGAGGGCGCUCGGUGCGGGUGGGGAAGAAAAGCCUACAGAGCCUGAAUUGCGACGGCGAAUUGGAGAACUGACCAAGAAGUGCGACACCUUGGAGAAUCGGUAUCGGAACCUGAAGGAGAUCGGGGUUGUGGAGGCGAACGCCAAUGCCGAGAAACUCCGUAAACAGUGCGAGGCAAUGACAAACGCUUCCAACAAUUUGAUUGCUUCUCUGAAGUCUGAAUUGGAAGCCCAGAAGGCUCUUGGCCAGCAGAGCCGUUCGCUCCAGAAACACCUCAAGGAGCGCGACGCCGAGGUCGCCCGAUUGCAAACUCAAGUCGAAGAAGCAACCUCGCAGCUCUCUUCUGCACAGUCGGAAGUCAAGGCGUUGCAGACCAAGCUUGCUGCCGCACGAAACACUGCUGCGAGCCUUGAGAAUGCGGCCCUGAAGGUCCCGGGCAGCGCCGUCAAGGGUGGUAAUAACCGCGCCAACGCUGCCGCGAGUGCCGAAGCUGCCUACGCCGCCCAAUUUGCGCAAUUGAAGGAGGAUCUUUACAGUGACCUGACGGGUCUCAUCAUCCGUGAUGUCAAGCGCAACAGGGACGAUAACAUAUACGAUUGUAUCCAAACGGGUGUCAAUGGAACCCUCCACUUCAAACUGGCAGUUCCUAAUGUGUCCUCCGCCAACUUUGAGUCGGCCGAGUUCCAGUACAUCCCUCUUUUGGACGAGAACAGAGACCGGGAAUUGGUUGAUAUUCUUCCCGAAUACCUCACGGUGGAUAUCACGUUUGUCCGCCAGCAAGCCUCCAAGUUUUAUACUCGAGUGAUCGACGCGCUUACGAAGCGACGGGCUAGUCAGGCCAAUUAG
This is a messenger RNA of Aspergillus terreus NIH2624, 1581 nucleotides long. Its product is annotated as putative chromosome segregation protein (Pcs1). Gene Ontology annotation, molecular function: microtubule site clamp; protein binding. NCBI's taxonomy places the organism in Eukaryota, Fungi, Ascomycota, Eurotiomycetes, Eurotiales, Aspergillaceae. Gene Ontology annotation, cellular component: nucleolus; chromosome, centromeric core domain; mitotic spindle. The record is from RefSeq and is a predicted model, not a curated record. The coding region runs from base 1 to 1581 and encodes 526 amino acids. The transcript has 3 exons. Gene Ontology annotation, biological process: homologous chromosome segregation; meiotic sister chromatid segregation; attachment of mitotic spindle microtubules to kinetochore.